Molecule: messenger RNA, 2671 nt
Organism: Centropristis striata (black sea bass)
Lineage: Eukaryota; Metazoa; Chordata; Actinopteri; Perciformes; Serranidae
Exons: 6
Coding region: 67-1794 (575 amino acids)
Source: RefSeq, a predicted model, not a curated record
GUAAACAAUACACGCUGUUAGCGACCGACAAGCUAACGGACAAACCCAGAGCAGUGAACCAACAAAAUGAUGCUACCGGAAGACGCUCGCAGGUCGCUGACUGCUAAACACUUCCCGGAUGCCUUCGCGCCUUUUCCGCGCUCCACGUGGCUCCACCCGCACGCCCCGUAUGACCACUUUGAUCUGGUCUGCAUACACAUCUGGAGGAAAGCGGAAGAGACCAAGGAGCAGUUUGGCAGAGGUCAAAGUUCACCCGAGAGACAGCAGAAGAGAGUCUGCAGGGCUGCAGACUACAAAUCAAGUCACCGAGCUGAGAAGCAGCAGGAAGAGACAGAUGAUUUGGGUCUGAGCACACGAUGUAAGGAGGACAAGCAGCAAUACCCCUUUGCCUUCACCCUUCCCUGCCCUUAUCCCUCGAGGCGCAGACAUCCCCAUGUUACCAAGCCUGCUCCAGUACUGACCCCUGUGAGGGAAGGAGAGAUGAAACUAAAUGAGGAGGGGGCAAAGGGGAAAAGAAACUCGGAGGAAGAUACAGCAGAUAAACAAAGGAGAGAGGGAAAUUCCCUUAAGAAGAUUUGUGUCCCCCAAUCCAGCAGAAGAAGAGACAAACAGAGCUUUGCACCUCAACCUCAACCUCUGGCGACAAAUCCUCUCUACUUUGCCACAGAGGAUGAGGAAAAUCCCCCACUUGUGUCUAAACUACCUCGGGAUACAUGUGAAAGUGAGGAUGAGAGGAAUAUAAGCAGCAGCACCGACUACGACUCCAGCGAUGACAGCGAUUGUGUAGCUCUACGUAAGGUGCGAAGUUGCGGCACUGAUAGCAGCGAUGACGAAUCAGAGAGUGAAAACAAUGACUGCGUGAAAGUGGAAAAUGAAAUUCCACAGUCGUCUGAUGAAUUAAGUUGCGACAGCGAGCUGGAUUCUCCGUCUUCUAGCACAAAGGACGACUUCCCUCCUCUAUCUAGCAUCAAGGCUGGCAUUCUACCAUGUCCCACAGAGCCUCCAGCCUCAGGGAAGAUGCAUAGCCAGUGGGAGAUUCCCCUUUCAUUCCACCCACAUGACAUCCCCACUGCCACGUUGGCAAGCGCCGUGGCCGCCCAUGCGCAGGCUCCUGUCCAAGGCAAAGCAAAAGCACCUCGGGCAAACUUAAAAAACGCACCACCAGCAGCCCCAACGCAGCAGGAGGCUUAUGACCUACUGGCUGACUUCCCUGCUCUCCAGCGCCCAGAGAUACCUUUAGCAUUGGGCGCAUUGCGUGAUGGGAAGACCAAAGGUGCAGAGGGGAAAAGAGGGCUUACUCACACACGAAUCAAACGCCAAGAGAGCAGGGCUUCCCAUCAGCGGAGGAUGGAAAAUGUGCCCCGUGAGGUCUCCCCCAUCUGUGCAGGAGAUCAGAAAUCUGUGCUGGACCUUCAAACAUUUGGCUCCACCGGCCAACGCAACUCUCCGACCAUCAGCUGUGAGGAGCUGAGCGCCAACAACCAGCUGCCUCCUCAAGUUGCAGGUACAGAUGGCGUGGAUGUUAAUGCCAGGUCCUGGGCUAGCGCUGCCAAGGCGGGCAUGAAGCAAGCAGCUGCCCCUCAGGAGAAAGCCAGACCUUGUACCUUUCAGCAGAUAGUUACCAUUAAGAGAGCCAAAGCCAGGUGUCCUGCUCCUCCCGACCUCCCCAACAAAGUGACUCCUCCCGAUCAGGCUGCUCCUCCUCCUGUGUUUCAUGGCCCUCGGCCUCGCAAGACACACCGCUUUGUCAGACCUGGUUUCACUCCUGCCCAUCAGGCCAAACUACGCAUGUGAAACACCUGCCGAUGGAGCAUCUCACUUCCAGCCUUCAAAACUACUCCGUCAUCUUCCCAGCGCGUUGUUGACGGAGGACAAACUCUAAUGAAUGCUGUUUUUGUUCUUGAGAAAUGAAGAUUGCUGGUUCUGAUUACUUUACCCAACACACAGCUGGCAGCCCUUGUGGUCUCUAGGAUACAGGGGUAAUAAGUUCGACACUUUGCAAAGUGGUACUUACAGGCAUGUAUUGAGCAGUAUCUGACAGAUUAGAGCACCUCCUCAGCCAAUCACAAUAAGCAGUCGGAAAUGUGACUGAACUGUGUUUGGGUACAUGUAUUCAGCCAUUCAUUCAAAAAGACCGGUUGAACUCUUGGCAUUUAAUUUGUGAUGUUAGUAAAAAACAUCUUAACCCAUAAGAACCCAUAGUGACACAGGUGUAACAAACAUUUUAAAUCUUCUAGAAUUUCCCAUAUACAGCUUUAUGCUUAACAUUAAUUUAUUAAAUCCCUAAGCAUGUUUUGUUCUUUAGCACCAUGUAUGUUUUCUCAAGUACACAAGUGUGUUUUUCAGUGUUCUACAGCUACAGUAGCUUAUUGAGAAGGCGUCCAAUGAGGCAGUGUUAUUUAUAUUCAUUUAUUAUUGGCUUAUUAUUAUUAUUUUGAUACUUAAAAACAAAUCUGAAAAAUCAUUUGUUGUUAAACAGCAGUAUUGAUGUCACAAUUUUGACAUAGUAUGUGGUGGAGAUGCAAAGAAAAAGGCAAAUUUGUGUGUCUGUAAGCAGAAAAUGUGCCUUCUUUAUUCAUUUUAAAAUAAGAAAUAUAAACAUAAAUACCAUAAAUGCUCAAUGUAACAUAUACGUCACAUUACAGAUCUUUGACAUUGAGGGGUAGAAUAA